CCGUUGGGCGGCCUAUCGAAGCCCCUCCCUCAGGGCCUUCCACCGCCCCAACCCAGCCAACCGUUCUUGCUGCGGCGACUCAUGUGGAGCUUCGGACUCCUGCGGUCGCCGCCGCUGCUGCUUCUGCUGCCGCAGCUCGGAAUCGGGAUAAUCGCCGCCUCACGCUGUCACGCCGGAACCAUGAACUUGGGCGGCAGCACCUCUGCGCGAUGCUCCCCCUCGGCCGAGGGGCGCCGACGCCACUGCCUGCGGCUGUCCACGGUGCCAGGAGCCGAUCCGCAGCGCACCAACGAGUUGCUCCUGCUGGCGGCGGCGGAGGGGCCCGAACUGCGGGAUCUCCCUGGGGACCGGACGGAGGAGCUGCCGCCGCCGCCCCAGCAUCACGUUCUCUAUCUCCCAGGGGAUGUGCAGAAUUAUCAUGAAAUUAUGACUCAUCAUCCUGAGAAUUAUCAGUGGGAAAACUGGAGUCUAGAAAAUGUUGCCACCAUUUUAGCCCAACGGUUCCCCAAUAGUUAUAUUUGGGUGAUAAAGUGUUCCCGAAUGCAUUUACACAAAUUCAGCUGCUAUGACAAUUUUGUGAAAAGUAAUAUGUUUGGUGCUCCAGAACACAGUACUGACUUUGGAGCUUUUAAGCACCUUUAUAUGUUAUUAGUUAAUGCUUUUAACUUAAGUCAGAACAGUUUGCUAUCAAAGAAGAAUGUGAAAGAUUUGAAUAAGGACUCCAAAGCAUCUAAUUAUAGAUCCAGUUCUUCUCAUACUACUAAUGGUUGUCAGGGAGAAAAAGAGAGCCCCUGUGAAAACUUUGAUGAGUCUGCCAUGACUUUUUAUCCACCAUCACUAAAGGGUGCUUCUUUUACUUUGAUUGGAUUCAGUAAAGGUUGUGUUGUUCUGAAUCAGUUACUUUUUGAAUUGAAAGAAGCUAAGAAAGACAAGAACAUAGAUGCUUUUAUUGACAGCAUAAAAACAAUGUACUGGCUGGAUGGUGGACAUUCUGGAGGAAGCAAUACUUGGAUUACUUAUCCAGAAGUCUUGAAAGAAUUUGCACAAACAGGGAUUAUUGUUCACACCCAUGUAACACCUUACCAAGUACGUGAUCCAAUGAGAUCUUGGAUUGGAAAGGAGCACAAGAAAUUUGUUCAGAUACUUAGAGAUUUUGGUAUGCAGGUGACUAGCCAAAUUCAUUUUGUAAAGGAAGCUCCUUCCAUAGAGAAUCACUUCAGGGUUCAUGAAGUAUUUUGAGACUACAGAAUGUACUUCGAGAAUAUUAAUGUACUUGUUCAGUGGAAGAGAAAAAGCACUUUUGAGUUUUACAAAUUCAGAUAAUGAGAUGUAAUUCAUAGAUAAUACAUCCAUUUGGGUGGGGCAGGGAACACAUUCCUAAAAUAUGAAUAUAAUGUGCAAUAGUAUUUCUUGCUUAUGAAUGUGAACAGUUUUUAAUUUGGACUGGGUUAGAAUUAGUUUGAAAUCUAGGUUUGUGAUAAUCCUAUGAGGAGAUCUAUAAGACCCUUCAUGAAAGUUACAAUAUAGUCCUUAUAAAAGGUAAUUAAAAUUGUUAUUGUUGGAAAUAGUUUAUUUUCUGAGUAAUGCUCAAAACUAAUUUUGGUGGCAUUUUAACAGUAAUUAGCGGUUUGGGUACUGAAAACUUUUGGGUAGAAACACUCCAUUUCUCUUAAAACAAAGUAAAAGCACAUGGAUAUUUUCCAUCAUUUUGGAAUAACUGUACUCUGCCUUUAUGUUUUGUAAACUCAUAGAAUCAUUCUUUAGUGUGCCACUGAGUGUUUUUUCUCAAGAGUCAAUAUACUUGUUUCCAAAUAUCCAAGAAUGUGCAGUACUGUAAAGUUGGUUUUUAAAAACAUUACACCUAAGCACUGUGGCUAAAAUUUUAAUUGACAAAUUUUGGCUAAGAUAUUUUGGAGUUUCUUAAAUCUUGGCCAAAAACCAGUUCUUUUGGGAACAUCGUUUUAAAGUGAACAUAAUUAUGUAUAUUGGGUAAAAAUAUAUUAAAGAUUGAAAAAUUUUUAUAUCAGUCUUUUGAGAGAGAUCAACUUAGGUAAAAUAAAUAUAUAACACUCUAUUUGUUAGUGUUCUCUUGACAAGGGGACAGAUUCUAUAGAUCUAAGUCAGUGUUUCUCCAGAAGCAUGGUUCUGUCUGCCAAAAGAAAGCAGCUCUCUUUGGCCAGAAUGCAAAAAUUAUAUUGCUAUAAGAAAAGUUACAAGGGAAAGUUUGAAGAAACAUAAUUUAAUUUUGGCUCAAAAACUGAAUUUGCUUAACACUGCUACAUAAUUUGGGUGAGGUUUCCUUCUGCCUGUUUUUCUUGACCUAGAUAAAUACAUUUUGAGAAACCAAGAUCUAAUUAAUGUCAACCAACAUUAAAACAUUGCUCUGUGUUUAAAAGGUGAGUGGUCACUUUAUUUAAAUCUAGCUUUUGCAGGGCCUGAAAUAAAGCAGGGAAGUAACAUGCUGCUUUCAGACUGAAAAAGACAAGCUUAAUAUCUUAAUAACCGGGAAGACCUAAAUUUAUAAAACAAUAUAGAGUGAAAAUGUUAAUUGUCUUUUCCCCCCCAAAUUGUAUUUUAAUGACUAUAAACACAUUCCAAAUAUCCAGGGACUUAUGAGAAAGGAUUCUUAUUGAAUGAGUAUAAAUAGCAUCCUUUAAUUCUAUAAAUUACAGAAUAGUAUCGAGUUUUUAUUGUUGUUUUUCUUUUAGGAUAAAGUAGUUUUAUAAUGCUUCAGUUCCUUUAAAUACCUGUUUCUUUUGAGACCAAAAACUGGUAUCAAGGAAACUAGUCAGCCUGAUUCCAGCAUUUUAUUACCUUAAAGCAUUAUAAUUUAUUGACUUAUUUUAAGGUUUCAUAAUCCUUGGUUAAAUUCAUGUGUAUCUGGUACAAAAUAGCUAAAUUACUGAAUGCUUUAAUGAGUGUGGAAGGAAAGGCAUUUAUUUUUGUAUGAUUAAAAUGGAAAAAGUAGGACUUUCAGCAGGAUUCUCAUUAUAAAACACCUGAGAUACUUAAAAAUGUGGGUUCUUUCACUAUCAAGUCAUGUGAAUGCUUAAUUUUUUAUAUAUGUUCAAUGGAUAUUA
Molossus molossus (Pallas's mastiff bat) is the source of this 3080-nucleotide messenger RNA. RefSeq names its product chromosome unknown C2orf69 homolog (gene CUNH2orf69). The coding region runs from base 82 to 1239 and encodes 385 amino acids. The record is from RefSeq and is a predicted model, not a curated record. Gene Ontology annotation, cellular component: mitochondrion. The transcript has 2 exons. Lineage: Eukaryota; Metazoa; Chordata; Mammalia; Chiroptera; Molossidae.